AUGUGCUUCUUAAUUAACGCCAAACCUUUAAAUUCGAAUCAGAAGAGGAAGAAGACCAGGAAGCUUCGUGGUCAUGUCAGUCAUGGACAUGGUCGUAUCGGUAAGCACCGUAAGCAUCCUGGAGGUCGCGGUAACGCUGGUGGUAUGCACCAUCACCGCAUCAACUUCGACAAAUACCAUCCCGGUUACUUCGGUAAAGUUGGUAUGAGGAACUUCCAUUUGAGGAGACAGCACAAGUUCUGCCCAUCAAUCAAUUUGGAUAAAUUGUGGUCUCUUGUUGGUGCCGACAAGUACGCCGAACUCGCAAAGGAGAAGAGUGAAAAGGCUCCAGUCAUUGACUUGGUUCAAUUCGGCUUCUACAAAUUGUUGGGACGCGGUCAUCUGCCAAAGCGACCAAUCAUUGUUAAGGCCAAGUACUUCUCAAAGAAGGCUGAAGAUAAGAUUAAGAAGGCUGGAGGAGCUUGCUUGUUACGCGCUUAAUUUUAAGGUCUUUCCAAUCACGGAGGGGCGAGUACAUUGGACAUCGAGAAUGUACUAAAUGUGUACAAUUUUUUAAUAAAAUUACGUAAGAAAAGAA
This is a messenger RNA of Eupeodes corollae, 577 nucleotides long. Its product is annotated as 60S ribosomal protein L27a. Gene Ontology annotation, cellular component: ribosome; cytosolic large ribosomal subunit. Gene Ontology annotation, biological process: translation. The record is from RefSeq and is a predicted model, not a curated record. Bases 1 to 480 code for a protein of 159 amino acids. Gene Ontology annotation, molecular function: structural constituent of ribosome. The transcript has 5 exons. Lineage: Eukaryota; Metazoa; Arthropoda; Insecta; Diptera; Syrphidae.